AAAUACCUCUAUAUGUAACUUCGUACAACAGUGCUAGAUGAAUUAUGUUAGUUAUUCUGAUAUACCACAUAUGGCACCAAUACACUUUUAAGUAAUGGACAAGCACCAGAGUUAUGAGGCUUUUGUAAAUACUCCUUGUAUGUCCCUCUCUUAUGGGAUUAAGGGAGUUGAGAGAGACAGAAAAUGUGGACAUGACAAAUCUGUCUUCUUAGCUGGCAGCAUUCUUCCUCAGGGUUAGCAUUCCUGAGGGUUUAGCCUGGAAGGUCUGUGGUGGAAGGACGGGAGAGGAAAAUGUUGAAGGAUGGAUUAACACAUGUACCUGCACAAACAAGAGGAGAAUUUUGAAGAUGAUUUGGAUGUGAAAAGCAACUUCUGAGUUUCUAGGCAAAAGUGCAUAUUGCUAAUAUGGAUCAGAAAGGCAUCUGAUUUCAGAAUUACUGCAGACCAACAGUUUUUAGUUGAGUCAAUGAAUGAGAUCAUGUCACUUACACAUCUGAUUUUAGAUAGUGUCAAUUGUGACAGGGAAGAAAAAAUUCCCUGUGAAAGAGUUCAUUCUUUGUAGUUGGGAGGGGAAAAAUAUUUACAGUAAGCCAAAUGUGUUCAGAAUCCAAAUGAGCAAUCACCUCUUCAUUAAUAAUCAAGAGAUGGAAUAGUAGGGGUGAGCUUUUUCAACAUUUCCAUGGAAUCGUACAAAACCCCCUUCAAGAGUCAAGUGAGCAUUACUGAGUCUCUCCAAGCAAGGUUGAGCAAUUCCCUGGGUGUGGCCUCAUGCAGUAUGUGGUGCCAUAGGUUGGCACAUCUAUUCUCCAGCACCCAGUGCCUGCUGAAUAGAAGCAGUGGACACCAAAUAUCAUGGCAGCCCCGUUACAGAAAGAGCCUCCCUGCUGUAUCCCGUUGGCACCAUAUGGCCCCAGCGUCUCUGAACUGUGCCUGGCAAUUACAUGGUGAUCAUUUAGAGCUCAGGUAUGCAGAGACCCUGAUGCGCUUUGAUUAUGUGUGGCUGCGUGAUCACUGCCGCUCAGCAUCCUGCUACAACAGCAAGACCAACCAGCGCAGCUUAGACACAGCUAGUGUGGAUCUGUGCAUCAAACCAAAGACUGUCCGAGUGGAUGAGACCACGCUCUUUCUAACAUGGCCAGAUGGUCAUGUGACCAGGUAUGGGUUAGAGUGGCUGGUGAAGAACAGCUAUGAGGGUCAGAAGCAGCAGGUCAUGCAUCCUCGAAUUCUCUGGAAUGCUGAGAUCUAUCAGCAAGCCCAAGUGCCCUCCGUGGACUGCCAGAACUUCCUGGAGACAAAAGAGGGGCUAAAAGAAUUCCUGCAAAACUUCCUGCUGUAUGGCAUUGCUUUUGUAGAAAACGUCCCCCCGACCAAAGAGGACACGGAAAUCUUAGCAGAGAGGAUCAGCUUGAUCAGGGAGACCAUCUAUGGUAGAAUGUGGUAUUUCACCUCUGACUUCUCCCGGGGAGACACAGCAUACACAAAACUGGCUCUGGAUCGUCACACUGAUACCACCUACUUCCAGGAGCCCUGUGGUAUCCAGGUGUUCCACUGCCUCAAGCACGAAGGGACAGGUGGCAGGACGCUGCUGGUGGAUGGCUUCUACGCAGCAGAGCAGGUUCUCCAGCGAGCUCCUGAAGAAUUUGAGCUCCUCACCAAGGUGCCGCUGAAACAUGAGUACAUUGAGAAUGUUGUGGGCUGUCCCAAUCACAUGAUUGGGGUUGGGCCAAUUUUGAAUAUCUACCCCUGGAACAAUGAGCUCUAUUUGAUCAGGUACAAUAACUACGACCGAGCUGUCAUCAACACAGUGCCUUAUGAUGUUGUGCAUCGCUGGUAUGCCGCGCAUCGCACACUCACCACAGAGCUACGGAGACCGGAAAACGAACUCUGGGUCAAACUGAAGCCAGGCAAGGCGCUGUUUGUGGAUAACUGGCGCAUCCUGCAUGGGCGGGAAUCAUUCACGGGAUACCGCCAGCUGUGCGGGUGCUACCUGACGAGAGAUGACAUGCUAAAUACUGCACGCUUCCUGGGGCUGCAAGCUUAACAUAGACUCAGCAGCAGAGAGGCAGCAAAACCUAUCAACUACAGUGCUCCUGGGACUUUGCCUCACCAGAACUAACACGUUUUAAAUACCUCGAACACCCCCAUCCCUGCCAAAUAGUUCUCGGUGCCUGGGGGAAUGGGUGGGAGCUAAGGGUCACCAGAGCUUUACCUGAUUGUCAGCUGUGGGGCAGAGGGGGAGACCUCUCUUGCUCCCACCCCCAUGGCCUUUCAGCACAGUCUGACUCUUCUUGAGAAGGAAGAAGCCAAGGAGCUGAGCUGCAGCUGGAAAUGCUCACAAAUACCAGCUGAUGCAAAAUUCCAAUCAAGUGCCUUCUGGAUUUUAAAUGAGGUGGUAAAGCCCUCACGUUCCCCUAGGUGUUUUGUCAGCAGGAUUCAUUGCACAGGGUAGGCCAAAGUAGCUAUUUGCCUUGUUUUGACCCUGAACUAGACCUUUUUCCAGCUCGAGAGAGAACAAGAGGAUCAGUUUGGUCCUGCGUGAAGUAAUGCAAACAUCAAGUUACUCCAGCAUGAGGGUGGUGACAAGUUUCUCUUCUCUUUCCCACUCCUUAAACACCUCCCCUGGCCCCACCUGUGUGCAUGCAUUUUGGGGCAUAUACAAUGUCAUCCUUCUCCAGUAAUUGAAGGCAAACUGUGCUGACUGAUGGCCCAAACGGAUCAGCCAGUGUAGUAUGGAACCUCUCCUCUGAGAUCUGUGGGGAAGAAGGGGAAGUGAGAAAUUUCUGGGAGGGAGCAAGGUGCGGUUCAUCAGGCAGCAGUGCAAGGCAAGGGCAGUAUUUCCCACACCCCUCCUUGGUUUGAGCAGCAGCAGGCUUGUCUCCACAGUUCCCCCAGCCUGUUGCGUUACCUGGUCAGUUUCCCUGCACGUGUUUCUUGCAGACUUGCUGCUUGGGCCUUUCUGUUCUCCCUGCCUGUGGGCUACAGGCUUAGUGCAGGGAAGCUGGCAACCUGCUGCUGGGAGAGGCUUAGGGUCUUACACCAUGUUUUCCUCCAAAGAUCGCUAACGAGUUGCCUUUCAGGCCCAGAAAGGCAUGGAUUGCAUAGGAGUGUCUGGCAUUUUAAAGGGACGCUGUCAAGAUAGAAAUCCUCUUCAAAAGCAGACCCUUUCCUAUUACUAAUGAUAGCUGACGAUGACCAAUCUCGUUUAUUUUUCACUCUUCAGGCUGUUUGUUUGCUUUUUCACCUCACUAAGCCUGGAAAAUGAAACAAGGCUGGUCAGUCUCUCUCUGAUUCUCCUGAACUAGCCAGCUGCUGUUGUGCUACAAACAGAGCAUGGGUAUGUUUACCUAUAAAGCCAGUGGUCUUCAUUUAGUUCACAUACAGAUGAAUGUCUCCUACUACUAGGGUUCAUAAAACUUCUCCUAAACUUACUUGGGUGAAGCUAUUAGACAGUGUCCGUUUAAGGGACUUGCUCCCCUAGACAGCAAGGCUUCGCAUCAAUCAUUAGGGUUUGUCAGGGAGUAACUGCAGCACCCAGUGUAAUCCCCCAACUGGGGAUAUGUGCAAAAGUGAUCCAUUAGCUGUUAGUUCAUGUCUGCAAGCUUUGGUGAAGAGGGUCUUUUUUCCAGUUGUGUGUUUCCCAAGACCCAUGGCCUGGAGGGUUCCAAAGAGGAUGGAGCUAGGCUAUUCUCAGUGGUGGCAGAUGACAGAAUAAGAAGCAAUGGUCUCAAAUUGCAGUGGGGGAGGUCUAGGUUGGUGCUGGCAGUUUCUGCUAUAGGAGGCAGCUCUCAAUUUUUGUCACAGCAGGAAGGAAAACAGCCUCAUCAAGCCCUCUGCACAGAAUUCUCCUAUUGGUCCACAUGGGGACUGCCAGCAAAGUGCAUAUUUUGAAAGCCUUUUACAUGUAAAAAAUGGAUAAAAGCAAAAACGUUAAAAAUCAGCAUUUUGGCACUUCAUGCACCUCAAAGAGUGAUACCGCCUGGACAGUGCCACUUUCUGGCCUUUGGUGCUUUUGCUACAAUGAUGUCUUGGGUUCUAAACAUUGCAUGGGGCAGCGGGUGAUUUCAAGAACAGCCUAGAUAUAGAAACGGGUGGAAAAACCUGUUUGUAUUGAGUGUUUUAAAACUGUAGGGAGGGAGUUUGACUUCGAAAUGUUAGGCCUGAAGCACAGCUGACAGCUUUGCAUUUGAGAGAGAGUGGAAUUCAUGAAUUCCUUCACAGCCUGGGGGGAUGUUCUGUCCGGAUUUUGUUGGAAUGGCAGUGAUGUUUGCACAUGGCAAAGUGCUACCAGAUUUCCCGAGUCCGAAUCUCUGUAUUUCAAAGAGCAGCACUGUAGGUAACACAGCCAGUGACACUCCAUCUUCUCUCCAGUGGGGCCAGCUGCUCCCAGCAGCACUUGUUACUAGGUAAGGCUCUGCUACUUCAGGAAGCUCAAACACCCAGGACUCAGACUAGAGCAAGGGAGAAAUUGCCUCAAGGUUAUUGAUGAGAGACUGGAGUGAAACCUGUGCCUUUCUGAUAGGGAACAGGGGUAUGGUAGGUGUAAGCUCCUCUGGACCCAGCGGACUGAAUAGAUGGGGGACACCGGUCUACCCAGGAGCGACUCUGCUGGAAACUGAACCCUCCUCCCUAACUUGCCGGAAGUGACUAUACGCUCUCCAUUAUAAUGACGUGGUCUUGGUUUGUUUUCCCCUUGAAGCACGUGGUGGGGAAAGCUAUGUGUACGCUUCUGAAACACAUUUUCCUGCAUGUCCUUUUCAACUUCUCUUAACCUCCCUCCCCAGCAACAAAGGUGGAGGGGAGAGAAUUUGGCUUAACCUUCCUCACCACCCUUCCCCAGAUCUUAAGAAGUUGGAAUUUCUUCUAAGCAACUUGCUGGAAUCAAAUAUUAUUUGGGGAAACAGUAUUUCUUAGUCACACACUAGCGCUUUGUCAAAUCUAUGCAUUUGUCUGAACGCCGUAUCAGUAACAGUGUGUUCCCCAUGAUGUUCUGUGAUCUGUCUUUGUACUCAAGCUUUUCAAACUCAUUUUUGGCUAAUAAAAUAGGAAUUGCUUCUUUUUUUCACCACA
Messenger RNA from Trachemys scripta elegans, 5067 nucleotides. RefSeq names its product trimethyllysine hydroxylase, epsilon (gene TMLHE). The transcript is spliced from 9 exons. Gene Ontology annotation, molecular function: trimethyllysine dioxygenase activity; iron ion binding. Lineage: Eukaryota; Metazoa; Chordata; Testudines; Emydidae. The record is from RefSeq and is a predicted model, not a curated record. Gene Ontology annotation, biological process: carnitine biosynthetic process. Gene Ontology annotation, cellular component: mitochondrion. Bases 680 to 2041 code for a protein of 453 amino acids.